Coregonus sp. 'balchen' is the source of this 13987-nucleotide messenger RNA. NCBI's taxonomy places the organism in Eukaryota, Metazoa, Chordata, Actinopteri, Salmoniformes, Salmonidae. The record is from the annotation of a GenBank genome assembly.
AGACUUCGCUCCACGGUCGCAUCCACGCAACGUGAUGAGGUUGAAGGAGGGAAAGAGAAGCAAGUUGAUGAGUGCACGGUGGUGAAAGCUGUUCAAGCGGACCUCAUCAGCCAAUCAAAAAAUACAACCGAUGCUCAAACACAGAAGAUCGCAAUCGACUUUGACAAUACUCAUGAAGCUUACAAAAGUAAAGAUAACAUUGAGCUGCUUAGAAGUCUGUUGGUCUUCAAGCUUUGCACAUUCGACUUCCUCGUUGACAAGAACAAGGAGGUAGGGACAUUAUUUUGAUUAGAUUGUUUUUGCUACAUUCCUUUGAUUAGUUUUUACAGGUGUGGUUAGUAGGCUAACUGUCAUACAAGUGAUAUCAGAUAACAUAAUGGACAUUUCUGACUGUCAAAAGGGCCAUUAUUCAACAUGCAUGCAGAAGAACAACUUCCAUUUAUUUCACAGCCUAACAUUUCCAGGUGCACAAGUAGUUUAGCCCUAUUAUCAUUAUCCUGGCUGACUGACUACACAGCAAUCUGUGACUGAGGCAGGUGUUAACUAAACUAUAUUAUCAUACCAUUUGUAUUGAAUCUUGUGACUGAAAAUGAAAAUCAAAUGGUGGUGGUUUUCGUAGAUCAGUUCCUGGGUGGAUCAAAUUAUAAGGAACACUAUAACUGGCAUGUUGUGGGUCUAACUCAGUUGAUUAUUUGCUCUGUCCUCAGUUGAUGGACCUUAGCAAGAAGGUGUUUGGCCAGCGGCUGUUUGAGAAGCUGAUGAAGAUGACGUUUUAUGGGCAGUUUGUGGCCGGGGAGGACCACAACUCAAUCAAGCCUCUGAUCCAUAAGAACCAGGCCUUCGGUGUGGGGUCAGUCCUGGAUUACAGUGUGGAGGAGGACCUGACCCAGGAGGAGGCAGAGAAGAAGGAGAUGGAGUAAGUAGUCUCUGCCCUCCUAGUCUGCUGUAGUAGUCUGUAUCUCAUUAGUCACAACCCCAGCUGAAGUAACACUAAUAGAGGAUAUAGGACUCUUGCAGUAUCCACAAUUCAAAUACAAGCUUUCACAUUUUCUAGUUUCAUAAUUUAUUGAUUAGGAAUCAUUGAUUAUUUGUAGCUAUGUGAUGUACAGUGAGAUGCCUAUACUUUUACCUCAGUGCCCACUAUGUAAACGUUUUCUGCAAUUGACCUAUUGCAAAAGGCUACAGUCAAAAUAAUCCUAUCUGAUCCAAUACUAUUGGGGAACAAGUCAUAUGGUCAGUUCCAUAUGUUGCACUUUUCUCAAACACACUCUCUCACAAACACACAGGCCUACUCAUGUUUCAUAUUCAUAAAAACCUGUGUUUACAACUUCUCACCAUAAAACAUGCCCAUCCCAUUUUUCAUGGGUUCAAAUGGAUUGUAAACAAUGCAUCUCUUUCAGCAUCUGACAUUACCCAGCACUACCCGGCCACCAUUGGUUAGUUUGUUGAGCUGAAGAAGCAAGUUUAUUCCAGUCCCUUUGAGAAUGCAGUUACAUGCGAUGGAUUAAGACAAGCCUGCACUGUUGGGUAACUUGAUGCACCCUUUCAAAAGAGGCCCAGGGAGUGUUAUGUUUUCAUUUGUUUUGGGAAACAGCCUUCCCCUGUUUGGUUAGGGAUUUUCUUAUAGACUGACUAUGCACACAUUCAAGCUGAACUAACAGGCUGAAUAACGAAGAGGGGUGGGGUGGUGGAUGGGAUUGACAGUGAAAAGGUUAGUGACACCAUUAAAGACCAACUUGAUAACAUUCUGACCAUACCUCAUUGCUGUGGAACUCUCCACACGAGGAGACUAAUAAGGACUUUUGGAGCCAGCCUACAUUAGUGGAGUAUCACACAACAUCCUCUCCUCUCUUGUUAAUUAUUGGAUGUACCAGAGAGGAAGAGGACUCAUAUUCACUGGAAUUGUUCAAACAAGUAAGGUUUUAACACCCCCUUGAAGUGAUGACGGUCCAUACAUUAUCAACAUGUUGUGAAUUAAUCAUUGUGGGAGUACCAGAGUUGCAAUCAACCUUUAAUUUUUUUAAUCAUGGUUGGCAAAGUACAUGCUUUGAUUGAGUUUCUGAAGUCUAUUACUUUCAAACGUCGAGACUCAAACUAAUGUAUGUUAAAACUUUCAUUCAAAUUGUGCAGUUAGCCUGUGCAAAUAUUUACCCCUUGAUAACAUUAAGCCAUGGCAAUCAUUGAAACAACCAACAGCACGGAAAGAUGCCAGCAGCAUACCACCAUGCAUCCCACUGCUAGCUUGCCUCUGAAGCUAAGCAGGGUUGAUCCUGGUCGGUCCCUGGAUGGGAGACCAGAUGCUGCUUGAGGUGGUGUUGGAGGGCCAGCAGGAGGCACUCUUUCCUCUGGUCUAAAAAAUAUGCGAAUGCCCCAGGGCAGUGAUUGGGGACCUUGCCCUGUGUAGGGUUCCGUCUUUCGUAUGGGAUGUUAAACAGGUGCCCUGGCUUUCUGUGGUCACUAAAGAUCCCAUGGCACUUAUUGUGACAGUAGGGGUGUUAACCCCGGUGUCCUGGCUAAAUUCCCAAUCUGGCCCUCAUACCAUCAUGGCCACCUAAUCAUCCCCAGCUUUCAAUUGGCUCAUUCCUCUCCCAUGUAACUAAUCCCCGGGUUGUUGCUGUAAAUGAGAAUGUGUUCUCAGUCAACUUACCUGGUAAAUGAAGGGUUAAAUAAAAGUAAAUAAAAAAAUACAGCAAUGUGCUAAUGAGAUCAAUUUCCUUCAUGUUAUUCAAGCUUGGGUAUUAGAGUCCUGGAUCUUACUGGAUUAACCUAGGCUACUGAAUGUGUGAUGCACUGAGGUUUUGAAACAGUCAACACUCUCAGUGAUCAGAAGUCCACGACGGCACAAGAGAUCAACUAGCAGGACAUUUGCACUUCUACAUAAUGUUAGCACCCUCCCCCCAAUCCCCCUGUCGUGCGUACCAUAUAUAUAGUACAGUCAACAUACUGGCACUCACUCUGUGGUUGUGAAACGACCACACUCACCCCAUUUUCCUCCCCAUCUACUUACUUCAACAUUAUUUCGAACAUCUUAUUUGGUACUGAACACCUGAACACUUGUAGUUAUUAGGCUUUUUGCCUGUAUAGUAGUGGUUGUAGUAGUGAUAUAAGUAUCUCUCAGUUGAUGUCAUGUUAAUUCAGUGUUUCCUCUCUUUCAGCGCCUGUGUUUCUGAAGCUGAAAAAGAAAGUCCAGGUGUGUAUUUGUUGACUGAAACGGAUUAACAACUCAAAAUGAGUUUUCAGUUUGGUUUACAAUUAAUUUAUUCGGUUAUGAUUGAGUUUUGUUGUAAUUGAUUGGUUAUUUAUGCACUUUAUAAUUUGUUGCAGUGCCAGCUUCAGAAUUCUUCGUAACGCAGGAGCAUGACCACAGUAAUGUUACUUGACAUAAAUGUUUCAUUACUGAUGUAUCAGGCCAUCUGGUUGGUGGAGGUGGGGGGUGGAACCCCUUUCACACACGGCACUUAACCGUGCGUGUGAAAGCAGUGGGGUUGCAUUGCCAAAAUGUCUGUCGCUUCAGCAGUGUUCCUGAAUGCAAAUUUUCCUGGGUCUAUGCUAGCGGUCAUUUAAGGGUUAAUAUAGAGCUGUUACAUGAGAUUGCAUGGUUGAGGGAGCAGGUUAGAUCUGGAUUUAGUCUGGAGGCUAGGAGGGAGAGAGGGGUUAAUGAGGGCAGGUAUGUAGGGUUGGGCGGUAUCCAGAUUUUGUGCUCACAAGGGGCGUUAUUUAUAAAACAAUAUAUAUACUACCAUUCAAAAGUUUGGGGUCACUUAGAAAUGUCAUUUUUUUCGAAAGAAAAGCAAUUUUUUGUCCAUUAAAAUAACAUCAAAUUGAUCAGAAAUACAGUGUAGACAUUGUUAAUGUUGUAAAUGGCUACUGUAGUUGGAAAUGGCUGAUUUAAAAAAAAAUGGAAUAUCUACAUAUGCGUACAGAGGCCCAUUAUCAGCAACCAUCAGUCCUGUGUUCCAAUGGCACGUUGUGUUUGCUAAUCCAAGUUUAUCAUUUUAAAAGGCUAAUUGAUCAUUAGAAAACCCUUUUGCAAUUAUGUUAGCACAGCUGAAAACUGUUGUGCUGAUUAAAGAAGCAAUAAAACUGGCCUUCUUGAGACUAGUUGAGUAUCUGGAGCAUCAGCAAUUGUGGGUUCGAUUACAGGCUUAAAAUGGCCUGAAACAAAUAACUUUCUUCUGAAACGCGUCAGUCUAUUCUUGUUCUGAGAAAUGAAGGCUAUUCCAUGCAAGAAAUUGCCAAGAAACUGAAGAUCUCGUACAACGCUGUGUACUACUCCCUUCACAGAACAGCGCAAACUGGCUCUAACCAGAAUAGAAAUAGGAGUGGGAGGCCCCGGUGCACAACUGAGCAAGAGGACAAAUACAUCAGUCUAGUUUGAGAAACCGACGCCUCACAGGUCCUCAACUGGCAGCUUCAUUAAAUAGUACCCGCAAAACACCAGUCUCAACGUCAACAGUGAAGAGGCGACUCUGGGAUGCUGACCUUCUAGGCAGAGUUGCAAAGAAAAAGCCAUAUCUCAGACUGGCCAAUAAAAAUAAAAGAUGGGCAAAAGAACACAGACACUGGACAGAGGAAGAUUGGAAAAAAGUGUUAUGGACAGACGAAUCGAAGUUUCAGGUGUUUGGAUCACAAAGAAGAACAUUUGUGAGACGCAGACCACAUGAAAAGAUGCUGGAGGAGUGCUUGAUGCCAUCUGUCAAGCAUGGUGGAGGCAAUGUGAUGGUCUAGGGGUGCUUUGGUGGUGGUAAAGUGGGAGACUUGUACAGGGUAAAAGGGAUCUUGAAGAAGGAAGGCUAUCACUCCAUUUUGCAACACCAUGCCAUAGCCUGUGGACGGCGCUUGAUUGGAGCCAAUUUCCUCCUACAAUAGGACAAUGACCCAAAGCAGAGCUCCAAACUAUGCAAGAAACAUUUAGGGAAGAAGCAGUCAGCUGGUAUUCUGUCUAUAAUGGAGUGGCCAGCACAGUCACCGUAUCUCAACCCUAUUGAGCUGUUGUGGGAGCAGCUUGACCGUAUGGUACGUAAGAAGUGCCCAUCAAGCCAAUCCAACUUGUGGGAGGUGCUUCAGGAAGCAUGGGGUGAAAUCUCUUCAGAUUACCUCAACAAAUUGACAACUAGAAUGCCAAAGGUCUGCAAGGCUGUAGUUGCUGCAAAUGGAGGAUUCUUUGACGAAAGCAAAGUUUGAAGGACACAAUUAUUAUUUCAAUUAAAAAUCAUUAUUUCUAACCUUGUCAAUGACUACAUUUCCUAUUUCCUAUUCAAACUCGUUUCAUGUAUGUUUUCAUGGAAAACAAGGACAUUUCUAUGUGACCCCAAACUUUUGAACGGUAGUGUGUGUGUGUGUGUAUAUAUAUGUAUAUGUGUGUGUGUAUAUAUAUAUAUAUAUAUAUAUAUAUAUAUAUAUAUAUAUAUAUAUAUAUAUAUAUAUAUACACACUGUGUAUACAUAUAUAUAUAUAUAUCAGUGUAUAUACACACUGUGUAUACAAACUAUUAACAACACCUGCUCUUCAAUGAUAGACUGACCAGGUGAAAGCUAUGGUCCCUUAUAAAGCUAUGAUCCGGGGGUAUUUAGAAUUACCCCAGUAUGAGGUAUAAACGGUAUAUCGCCCAAGCCUACAGGUAUGCAUGUUAAGUUAAAGAGCAGCUGGAACCCUGGUUCAUGUCAUGUGUUGCAUGUUUUGGGGCACUGGAUAUUUACAUAACCCUCUCCCCCAUAUCUUUUUUCUGAGCCUGGCACUAGAUAUCUAGAGAUCUAUUUUCUUUUACUUAUUUUGACAGAUUUUUCACAUACAGUAUCUUAAAACACGGUGUGUAUAUUUAAGCAAUAAGCCCAGAGGGGGUGUGGUAUAUGACCAAAAUACCACGCCUAAGGGCUGUUCUUAGGCACAACGCAAUGCGGAGUGGUAUAUUGGCCAUAUAACACAAACCCUGAUGUGCCUUAUUGCUGUUAUAAACUGGUUACCAGUGUAAUUAGAGCAGUAAAAAUAAAUGUUUUGUCAUACCCGUGGUAUACGGUCUGAUGUUUACAUUUUUUAUUUAACCUUUAUUUAACUAGGCAAGUCAGUUAAGAACAAAUUCUUAUUUACAAUGACGGCCUACCGCGGCCAAACCUGGACGACGCUGGGCCAAUUGUGUGCCGCCCUAUGGGACUCCCAAUCACGGCCGGAUUGUGAUACAGCCUGGAAUCGAACCAGGGUCUGUAGUGACGCCUCUAGCGCUGAGAUGCAGUGCUUAGACCGCUGCGCCACUCGGGUGCCCCGAGUCAGCCAAUCAGCAUUCAGGGCUCGACCCACCCAGUUUAUAAACAUGACAUAAUAUUACAGAACAUUAAUAGACAAGAACAGCUCAAGGACAGAACUACAUACUGUACAUUUAUAAAUGGCACACAUAGCCUACAUAUCAAUAUUUUUUUAUAUGUAUGUGUGUGUAUAUAUAUAUAUAUAUAUAUAUAUAUACAGUGGGGAAAAAAAGUAUUUAGUCAGCCACCAAUUGUGCAAGUUCUCCCACUUAAAAAGAUGAGAGAGGCCUGUAAUUUUCAUCAUAGGUACACGUCAACUAUGACAGACAAAAUAAGGAAAAAAAAUCCAGAAAAUCACAUUGUAGGAUUUUUAAUGAAUUUAUUGGCAUAUGAUGGUGGAAAAUAAGUAUUUGGUCAAUAACAAAAGUUUCUCAAUACUUUGUUAUAUACCCUUUGUUGGCAAUGACACAGGUCAAACGUUUUCUGUAAGUCUUCACAAGGUUUUCACACACUGUUGCUGGUAUUUUGGCCCCAUUCCUCCAUGCAGAUCUCCUCUAGAGCAGUGAUGUUUUGGGGCUGUCGCUGGGCAACACAGACUUUCAACUCCCUCCAAAGAUUUUCUAUGGGGUUGAGAUCUGGAGACUGGCUAGGCCACUCCAGGACCUUGAAAUGCUUCUUACGAAGCCACUCCUUCGUUGCCCGGGCAGUGUGUUUGGGAUCAUUGUCAUGCUGAAAGACCCAGCCACGUUUCAUCUUCAAUGCCCUUGCUGAUGGAAGGAGGGUUUCACUCAAAAUCUCACGAUACAUGGCCCCAUUCAUUCUUUCCUUUACACGGAUCAGUCGUCCUGGUCCCUUUGCAGAAAAACAGCCCCAAAGCAUGAUGUUUCCAACCCCAUGCUUCACAGUAGGUAUGGUGUUCUUUGGAUGCAACUCAGCAUUCUUUGUCCUCCAAACAUGACGAGUUGAGUUUUUACCAAAAAGUUAUAUUUUGGUUUCAUCUGACCAUAUGACAUUCUCCCAAUCCUCUUCUGGAUCAUCCAAAUGCACUUCAGACGGGCCUGGACAUGUACUGGCUUAAGCAGGGGGACACGUCUCGCACUGCAGGAUUUGAGUCCCUGGCGGCGUAGUGUGUUACUGAUGGUUGGCUUUGUUACUUUGGUCCCAGCUCUCUGCAGGUCAUUCACUAGGUCCCCCCGUGUGUUUCUGGGAUUUUUGCUCACCGUUCUUGUGAUCAUUUUGACCCCACGGGGUGAGAUCUUGCGUGGAGCCCCAGAUCGAGGGAGAUUAUCAGUGGUCUUGUAUGUCUUCCAUUUCCUAAUAAUUGCUCCCACAGUUGAUUUCUUCAAACCAAGCUGCUUACCUAUUGCAGAUUCAGUCUUCCCAGCCUGGUGCAGGUCUACAAUUUUGUUUUUGGUGUCCUUUUACAGCUCUUUGGUCUUGGCCAUUGUGAAGUUUGGAGUGUGACUGUUUGAGGUUGUGGACAGGUGUAUUUUAUACUGAUAACAAGUUCAAACAGGUGCCAUUAAUACAGGUAACGAGUGGAGGACAGAGGAGCCUCUGAAAGAAGAAGUUACAGGUCUGUGAGAGCCAGAAAUCUUGCUUGUUUGUAGGUGACCAAAUACUUAUUUUCCACCAUAAUUUGCAAAUAAAUUAAUUAAAAAUCCUACAAUGGGAUUUUCUGGAUUUUUUUUCCUCAAUUUGUCUGUCAUAGUUGACGUGUACCUAUGAUGAAAAUUACAGGCCUCUCUCAUCUUUUUAAGUGGGAGAACUUGCACAAUUGGUGGCUGACUAAAUACUUUUUUUCCCCACUGUAUAUGGGUCUGCAGAUAUGUGACCUUACCAAGAGGCACAUGCCUGGCUAAUAUAUGUGGUACAUGUAAAAGUGUGCUGCUGUCACAAUUGUUCAUUUUCUGAAAAACAGAUCUCCAGGUAUCUAUGCCAAUUUAGAUCUAGAUUAUUUAGGUGAUGGUGGUGAGGGUCAUUCCUAUGGAAAGGGUUCUCUUGUCUUUCUCUCCCAGUGUUCUGUGUGGGUAUACUCGAGUCUAGAGGAAAGUCUUGUUACAUGAUGUUGUUUUCUGACUGUAGGCGUUGACCACCGUGAGAAGAAGUACCAGGCCCACCGUCAGUUUGGGGACCGUCGUGGGGGCGUGAUCAGUGCCAGGACAUACUUCUAUGCUGAUGAGGCUAAGUGUGACAACCAGAUGGAGACCUUCCUCAACUGCAUCAAAGCCUCAGGUGAGAACACAAUAAAAUGCAGUGAAUUGAAUUAAUUCAAUUAGUCCAAAAAUCUUUUUUGCAGACUCUUUGCAGAUGUUGUUAUAUCAUGCAUAAUAUGAUUAUUAUGAUCUAUUUAAUGUUAUGUUGUAUCUGACUCUCAGGGGGGGCCUCUGUAGAUGGAUUUUCUGCCAUUAAGAUGACUGCCCUGGGCCGCCCACAGUUCCUGGUGAGUUAGACACCCUCUGCCUGUUAGACUCUCUCUUUUAGCCCUUGAUUUAACAUUGGCAGUGAUCGUGACAGGGCAGCUUUUUAGUUUGUUUGUUUGUUGGCGUUAUGACCUGUCUCCUCCCGUCUCCAGCUCCAGUUCUCAGAGGUGCUGGUGAAAUGGAGGAGGUUCUUUAACCUGCUGGCAGCUCAGCAGGGGAAGUCGGGCAUGGAAGCACUGGAGCAGAAACUGGAACUGGAGCAACUGAAGGUGCGUGUCGCCUAGAGCAACACUCAAAGUGGAGAUGUGAAUGAGGUCAAGCAGUUUCCCAGCUAAAAAUCACCUAAACCGUCUCUCUGCUGGUAAGAAGACUCCCUAACAGACUUAAUUUCUGUGGGAGCCCUAUAGUUCCUUUGAGACGAAAACACCAAACACUAUAGCAAAAUUAUGAAACAUUUAUUAAUUGUUUUCCCUGCUAGUGAUUACCGUUAUCUUUAAUGUCUCAUCGUUAAUAGUUAUUGGUAUUCUUUUAAAAAAAUUCAAACCUAUUUUGGUAUUUUAUUAGGAUCCCCAUUAGCUGUUGCGCAAGCAGCAGCUACUCUUCCUAGGGUCCACACAAAACAUGAAACAUGACAUAAUACAGAACAUUAAUAGACAAGAACAGCUCAUGGACAGAACUACAUACUGUACAUUUUUAAACGGCACACGUAGCCUAUAUAUCAAUACAGACACACAAAAUAUCUAGGUCAAAUAGGGGUGAGGCGUUGUGCCGUUAGGUGUUGCUUUAUCUGUUUUUUAAACCUGGUUUGCUGUUCAUUUCAGCAAUAUGAGAUGGGAGUUCCAUGCAAUAAUGGCUCUAUAUAAUACUGUACUUUUGUUUGCUACAGGAGAGUUUGACUAAGCUGGGUGUUGGAAAUAAAGACGACAUUGAGAACUGGUUUACUGGAGAGAAACUGGGCUCAUCAGGGUAAGAGGCUGAACUCACUUGGAAUGCAUCAUGAGCACACAAACGAUAGAAUAUUCAAUGGAUAGGAUGUGUGUACAGGACUGGAUUUGACUUUGAAUCUGUCAUUUACGUUAUGUUCCCAAGAACGAUAGACCUUCUGGACUGGAAUAGCUUGAUCAACGGCAGAACAUCGAUCUCAAACCUGCUCGUCAUUCCCAACUUUGAGGCGAGCUAGCCACAUAUUACACACACAUUUAUUUACAUAUCCUUGUAAUAUUUAACACACGGGCAUACUACUGUAUGAUAUCUACCUGAAUGUGUUUGUACACAGAAACUCAUGAAGUGCAUUAUGUACCAGCACAAAUUCAUCCAUCUAUGCAGCAUGUACAUACAGUAUAUACAUCCAUUUUGUAGUUUAGGUCAGGAUUGACUCUAAAUGAAAUGUGUGUUUCCUCUGAUCUUCUAGACUGGUCAGCUGGAGCCUCUGUUGAGGAAGUUCACCAUUGAAGAGGAGAAACAGAUGAAGAGGAUGCUGCAGAGAGUGGAUGUUCUGGCUAAGGUAGGGUGAUUUUAGAGUGCAAUAUGGGGCACUGUUAACUAGCAUGGCUUUACAAUUUAACAAUUGGUUAACAACAGUAUAUUAACCCAGCUAUUCACAUAUUAAUUGAAUCAUGGGAUGUAGUAUAUCUCAGAUUUUACAAGAAUAUUCUCUUACUCUCAGCCCUGCCUCAGUGAGCAGGCCCUACAUUUUACAUUUACAUUUUAGUCAUUUAGCAGACUUACAGUUAGUGAGUAAAUACAUUUUUCAUACUGGCCCCCCAUGGGAAACGAACCCACAACCCUGGCGUUGCAAGCACCAUGCUCUACCAACUGAGCUGCAGGGGACUACAUGAGUUUAUUGGAAAUAAACCUUUUGGCAAUAGUUUUGUUUGUUCUUGUUACAAAUUUUCAGAUUUACUUCAGCAAUGUGUCAUCAUUGUUGGGAAAGGUUUCAGCCCACUCUGUUUGAAUUGUAGUUGCACUACGCCAACAGGACCAAGAGUCUACUAUGACAUGUUGUAUCCAAAGUCUGUUUGCUCUUAAGUGAGUCUCUAUAGAUAAAAGGAAUACCUUGGUCCCUAGAGAUUGCAUUAGCAUGGCUGGACUACAUGGCAACACAAGAUGCCUGUGGCCAAAUGGCCAAAGACCUCAACAUGCUACGACUAUGACUGUGAUAUGUGGUUCUCUCACCUAGCUAUCUUAAGAUGAAUGCGCUAAAUGUAAGUGGCUCUGGAUAGUCUGCUAAAUUAAUAAAAUGUCAAAUGUAACAUGCUCUGAAAUAGAAGGCUUAGACUCAUACAUUUCUAUAGCCUAGGUAGGAGCAAUAUCACUGAAGGGUUUCAGAUUAUCAAGAACAUUUUCUGCACACUUUUCUGGAGCUAACCGGGUUUGGUGCUAACUGUCAGAAGUUAACAGAAAGCUUUUGUUCUUCCCUCUAUCCCAGCAUGCAGUGGAGAACGGGGUGAGGCUGAUGGUGGAUGCUGAGCAGACGUACUUCCAGCCGGCCAUCAGCAGACUGACCCUGGAGAUGCAGAGGAUCUUCAACAGAGAGAAGCCCAUCAUCUUCAACACCUACCAGUGCUAUCUCAAGGUGAGGCCUCGACACUGCCCUCUACACCAGGGGUAGGCAACUAGAUUUUUGUCGGAGCGAAUGGUCGGGGACCGGAAAAUAAUUAUAAUAAUUUGUACACUGCAAAGUGACCACAACUAAGCCCAAACUAAGCCCAAAAAGCAUUUGUAUUUGAAAAUAACAAUCAAUUCAAACCUUGAUUACAUUGAGACACGAUCACAUAAGUGAUUUAUUUUAUUGUUAUUACUAAAAACUUUUGGGGCCCAAAAAAAUCAUUUGUGGGAUGGUUUUGGCUCGCUGGCCGCCUUAUGCUGACCCCUGCUCUACACCCUCUGUCAUCACCGGCCCCGUUCUUGUGCAUCUUCUUAUUAAUCACUUUACCUUAUGUAUGUAGAGCUUGGGACUUGUUAUUUGGACUACAUGUACAAUCUCAUAGAUUAUGUAUGUAGGGAGGAUCCCUGUUAUGUAUAGACUUGUCAUACGCUUAGAGUGAAACAGGUUUUGUACGCCUUCCAUAUUUGACUCAUAAAAGCCCAACCUAGUAUAUAAUCCAUAUAAACCUUCCAUAGCCUUGUUUGUUUUUUGACAUAAACAUGAAACGUGAAAUGAAACUAUUAAAACACAAUUGUGUUACUUAUCUACCCUUUAUAAGAGAUGUUAUGGACAGCCUGGUGACUAAAAUGUCAAGAUUUGUGUUGUUAACCAUAGCAUUAUAUAAUUGUGUGUGACCUUUUACUACCUGUACAGGAAGCCUAUGACAAUGUGUCCGUGGACGUGGAGCUGUCCCGGCGUGAGGGCUGGUACUUUGGGGCCAAGCUGGUCCGCGGGGCCUACAUGUACCAGGAGAGGAGCAGGGCGGAAGAGAUCGGCUACGAAGACCCCAUCAACCCAGACUACGAGGCCACCAACCGGAUGUACCACAAGUAAGACCCCCUUCUGUGCUUUGGGGUGAGGUUUCCCCUAGGUACAGAUCUAGGAUCAGCUUCCCCGACCCCCAAUCCAUUAGUGUGGAAAAUGCAAAACAGACCGAAGAUCAUCUUCACCCUACUCCCAUUGGUGUUAUGCAUGACGUUAGUAAAUUGGUAUUUACAUGGUUGAAUUUGGAUGCAUUAUGUGAUGAAGUUAUCAUAUCAGCUGAAUGGAAUAGAUAAAGUUCCUUAUCUUUUCCCUGAUUCUCCAAAGGUGUUUAGAGUUUGUGUUGGAAGAGAUCGACCACAACAGGAAGGCUAAUGUCAUGGUGGCGUCACACAACGAGGACACUGUCAAAUUCACCCUGGAAAAGUAAGGCCAGCCUCUGGGCUUUAUUCAAAUCAAGAGGCGGAUAGACUAGUUACUAGACUAUUUGUACAGACAUUUUGCAACACAAAGCACCAAACCAGUAGUAAAACCACUUCACAGAAAUCAAAUGUAUUACAUCAAUGGGCAUGUAGCCUAGUGGUUAAGAGCGUUAGGCCAGUAACCGAAAGGUCACUGGUUCGAAUCCCCGAGUCGACUAGGUGAAAAAUCUUUCUGUGCCCUUGAGCAAGGCACUUAACCCUAAUUGCUCCUGUAAGUCGCUCUGGAUAAGAGUGUCUGCUAAAUGACUAAAACAAAAAUGCAUACAUCAGUGAGGUGAUAUUUAUUUUUGCACAGUGUUAUGUUUUUUUAAUAUUUACAUUCCGUCUGUGUUGUGUCUCUGCAGGAUGAACCAGAUGGGUCUGUCGCCCACUGAGAACAAGGUAUAUUUUGGACAGCUGCUCGGCAUGUGUGACCAGAUCAGCUUCCCACUAGGUACUGUAAUCUCAACACCAUCAGAACUGUAGAUAGGUGUUGCAUAAUCAAGGGGUUUAUUGCAGUUCAAGAUUUAUUGAUUGGCAUUUUGGUCAGAAAUCUUGUGCGAAACAAACAACCUCAGGGUCUCACUCCGUCAUCAGUCACCUGAUACCAUACCAUAGCUAUCUUUAGUGUGUAGAUCAAUAGGGGUUCACACAGUUCUUACACAUUUUGUUAUUAUAUAAUUUAGCUAUCUAUUGAUUUGCAAAUUGAGUUUAGAGACUAACGUUUAGACAAAAAUACCUUCCAUACCUGUACAUGUAAUUAGGUUCCAAUGUUUUUCUGUGCUUGUGUGAAACAUAUUGCCUGUCGUUGUUGCUUCUCCAGUCAUGUAACAUCUCCCACUCUCUCUGUGUCUGAGAACAGGCCAGGCUGGAUUCCCAGUGUACAAGUACGUCCCCUACGGCCCAGUCAACGAGGUCAUCCCUUACCUGUCUCGCCGUGCACUGGAGAACCGGGGCUUCAUGAAGGGAUCCCAGAGGGAGCGCAGCCUGCUAUGGAAGGAACUCAAACGCAGGCUGCUCAAUGGACAGAUCCUCUACAAGCCUGUGUACUAACUGAGCUGACUGACUGUCUGGCACACCAGCACUCUGCCCCUGUAAUACAUUCCAAUGUCUUAACUGUACCUGCCCUGCGCACAAUGUGGCGAAUACUAACUGCCACUUAAGUUGAAUUUUCACUUAGUCAUGCGCUGAUGUCAAUGGGAGCCUAAAGUGAAGAAUUGACUGAAGUGGAAGUUAGGAUUCACCCCCAUGGCUUUAGAAUGUACUGUAGGUAGUUGUGCCUAGUACUAAGAUGCUCUCCUAAUGCCAAAAGACCCUCUGAUUGUCUCUGCCUUUCUAUCUAUUUAUUGCUGCCAAAAGUGUCCUUAUUUUAUAUAAGAAUAUCUCUUAUCCACUGUAGGUUUGCAGCUUAUUCAGUAGCUUAUUGGGCGUUUUAAAGUUAAGUUAUAGUUCUUA